Molecule: messenger RNA, 8052 nt
Organism: Colius striatus (speckled mousebird)
Lineage: Eukaryota; Metazoa; Chordata; Aves; Coliiformes; Coliidae
Gene: ATP8A1
Product: ATPase phospholipid transporting 8A1
Exons: 37
Coding region: 185-3679 (1164 amino acids)
Biological process (GO): phospholipid translocation
Cellular component (GO): plasma membrane
Molecular function (GO): magnesium ion binding; ATPase-coupled intramembrane lipid carrier activity; ATP binding
Source: RefSeq, a predicted model, not a curated record
GCGCGAGCGGCGGGAGGCGCAGGCGAGGCGCGAGCUUGCCGCCUCGGGCUGCCGGAGGAGCCGCCGCUGGGACCCGCCGCCGUCGCCCCGGGCCUCCCUGCGGGGCCCCGCGUUCCGGCGUGCGGCAGGUGCAGGGAGCCCGGGCGGAGGCGGCUGCACCGUCGCCACCCUCCUCCUGACGGCGAUGCCGGCGGUGCAGAAAACUGUGUCCGAGAUCCGCUCCCGUGCAGAGGGCUAUGAGAAGCCAGAUGAUGUUUCAGAGAAAACUUCUCUAGCUGAUCAAGAGGAAUUGAGAACAAUAUUCAUCAAUCAGCCCCAGCUAACCAAAUUCUGCAAUAAUCAUGUCAGCACUGCAAAGUACAACAUAAUCACAUUCCUGCCAAGGUUCCUUUAUUCCCAGUUCAGAAGAGCUGCUAAUGCAUUUUUUCUUUUUAUUGCAUUACUUCAGCAAAUACCAGAUGUAUCACCAACCGGCCGUUAUACAACAUUGGUCCCUCUCUUAUUUAUUUUAGCUGUAGCUGCAGUGAAGGAGAUAAUAGAGGAUAUUAAAAGGCAUAAAGCUGAUAAUGCAGUGAACAGGAAACAAACUCAAGUAUUACGAAAUGGUGCAUGGGAGAUUGUCCAUUGGGAAAAGGUAGAUGUUGGAGAUAUAGUUAUAAUAAAAGGCAAAGAGUAUAUACCUGCUGACACUGUACUGCUUUCAUCAAGUGAACCACAAGCUAUGUGCUACAUCGAAACAUCUAACUUAGAUGGCGAGACAAACUUAAAGAUUCGACAGGGUUUACCACUAACAUCAGACAUAAAGGACAUAGAAAGUUUGAUGAGACUUUCGGGCAGAAUUGAAUGUGAGAGCCCAAACAGACAUCUCUAUGACUUUGUUGGAAACAUCAGGCUGGAUGGACAUGGUACUGUUCCAUUGGGAUCUGAUCAGAUCCUUCUACGAGGAGCUCAGUUGAGAAAUACUCAGUGGGUUCAUGGGAUAGUUGUCUAUACAGGACAUGACACAAAACUUAUGCAGAAUUCAACAAGUCCACCUCUUAAAAUGUCUAAUGUGGAACGAAUUACAAAUGUUCAGAUUUUGAUUCUGUUCUGCAUCCUUAUUGCCAUGUCUUUGGUCUGCUCUAUCGGUUCAGCCAUAUGGAAUAGAAGGCAUACUGGAAGAGACUGGUAUCUUGAUCUGAAUUAUGGUGGAGCAAGCAACUUUGGAUUGAAUUUCUUGACUUUUAUCAUUCUCUUCAAUAAUCUUAUUCCAAUAAGUUUGUUGGUUACGCUUGAAGUUGUUAAAUUUAUCCAGGCCUAUUUCAUAAAUUGGGACAUAGACAUGCACUAUGAACUCACGGACACUGCUGCAAUGGCUCGUACUUCCAAUCUCAAUGAAGAACUUGGACAGGUAAAAUACAUAUUUUCUGACAAAACGGGUACCCUGACAUGCAAUGUCAUGCAAUUUAAGAAGUGUACUGUAGCAGGAGUUGCUUAUGGCCAUUGCCCUGAGCCUGAGGAUUAUAGUAUUGCUUCAGAUGAUUGGCAGGGCUCACAAAAUGGAGAAGAAAAAGCAUUUAAUGACUCUUCAUUACUGGAGAAUCUUCAAAGCAGUCAUCCAACUGCACCUAUAAUAUGUGAAUUUUUGACAAUGAUGGCAGUGUGUCAUACAGCAGUUCCAGAAAGAGAAGGUGAUAAAAUUAUAUAUCAGGCAGCAUCUCCAGAUGAAGGAGCAUUGGUCAGAGCAGCCAGACAUCUUCGAUUUGUAUUCACUGGAAGGACACCCGACUCAGUAAUCAUAGAGUCUUUGGGACAGGAAGAGAGAUACGAACUGCUAAAUGUCCUGGAGUUUACAAGCACUAGGAAGAGAAUGUCAGUGAUAGUUCGCACACCAUCGGGAAAGUUAAGACUCUACUGCAAAGGAGCUGAUACUGUAAUUUAUGACCGUCUUGCUGAAACUUCAAAAUACAAAGAAAUCACCUUAAAACAUCUAGAGCAGUUUGCUACAGAAGGCUUAAGAACACUAUGUUUUGCUGUAUCUGAGAUUUCAGAAAGUGAUUAUCAAGAGUGGUUAGACGUCUAUCACCGUGCUUCUACAGCUCUACAGAAUAGAGCACUCAAGCUUGAGGAGAGCUAUGAACUAAUUGAAAAAAAUCUUCAACUGCUUGGAGCAACAGCAAUUGAAGAUAAACUGCAAGACAAAGUGCCUGAAACCAUAGAGACACUCAUGAAAGCAGACAUAAAAAUUUGGAUACUUACUGGGGACAAACAAGAGACUGCCAUUAACAUUGGUCACUCCUGUAAACUUUUGCGAAAGAACAUGGGACUAAUUGUUAUAAAUGAAGGCUCCCUCGAUGGAACAAGAGAGACACUUAGCCAUCACUGCAGUACUCUUGGUGAUGCUUUAAGGAAGGAAAAUGAUUUUGCUCUCAUCAUCGAUGGUAAAUCUCUGAAGUAUGCUUUGACAUUUGGAGUAAGACAAUAUUUCCUGGACUUGGCUUUGUCGUGUAAAGCUGUUAUUUGUUGCAGGGUAUCACCACUUCAAAAAUCUGAAGUUGUAGAAAUGGUUAAAAAACAAGUUAAGGUAGUAACUCUAGCAAUUGGUGAUGGAGCAAAUGAUGUUAGUAUGAUACAAACAGCACAUGUUGGUGUUGGUAUUAGUGGGAAUGAAGGUCUACAGGCUGCUAAUUCUUCAGACUACUCAAUUGCUCAGUUCAAGUAUUUGAAGAACUUGUUGUUGGUUCAUGGAGCCUGGAAUUAUAACAGAGUAGCUAAAUGCAUCUUGUACUGUUUCUACAAGAAUAUAGUCCUUUAUAUUAUUGAGAUCUGGUUUGCAUUUGUUAAUGGCUUUUCUGGACAAAUUCUGUUUGAAAGAUGGUGUAUAGGUCUUUACAAUGUGAUGUUUACAGCAAUGCCUCCACUAACUCUGGGAAUAUUUGAGAGAUCCUGCCGAAAAGAAAACAUGCUGAAAUAUCCUGAGUUAUAUAAGACUUCCCAAAAUGCACUGGACUUUAAUACUAAGGUUUUCUGGGUUCAUUGUUUAAAUGGCCUCUUCCACUCAUUCAUUCUGUUUUGGUUUCCACUAAAAGCCCUCCAGCAUGGUACCGUAUUUGGCAAUGGUAAAACUUCAGACUACUUGCUCUUGGGGAACACUGUAUACACUUUUGUGGUUCUAACUGUGUGUUUGAAAGCUGGAUUAGAGACCUCGUAUUGGACUUUGUUCAGCCAUAUAGCUAUCUGGGGCAGCAUAGCACUUUGGGUAGUGUUUUUUGGAAUCUACUCUUCUUUGUGGCCAGUCAUUCCUAUGGCACCUGAUAUGUCAGGAGAGGCAGCUAUGAUGUUCAGCUCUGGAGUGUUUUGGAUGGGACUUCUAUGUAUUCCUAUGACAGCUUUACUUUUUGAUGUAGUAUACAAAGUAGUAAAGAGGGCUACUUUUAAGACGCUGGUAGAUGAAGUUCAGGAGUUGGAAGCAAAAUCUGAGGAUCCUGGAGCAGUUGUGCAUGGCAAGAGCUUAACUGAAAGAGCACAGCUGCUGAAAAAUGUUUUUAAGAAGAACCAUGUGAACUUGUAUCGCUCUGACUCCCUGCAGCAAAAUUUGCUUCAUGGCUAUGCCUUCUCUCAAGAUGAAAAUGGAAUAGUUUCCCAGUCUGAAGUGAUACGAGCUUAUGAUACCACAAAACAAAGGCCUGAGGAAUGGUGAAGGAACACAGCUCCAGAUUUAGGCCUUACUAGUUCCUUUUGUGAGACGGACUGCUAGAGACUCUGCUGGGAGCUGUGACCAUGGCCCAGUUAUCAGAGAUUUAGAGAUCUAUGAUGGUCAUGUUCCAUAAAGUUUGGAUUUGUGUAUUCAGUAGACAUAAGCACUGUGCAACUAUACUGUAACACACCAUCUCUAAAUUUUUUAACAAAUAUUUGCUUAGCCUUUGUAAACAGAUUGGAAUUUACCUUGUGUCUUGCCAGCUUGCUUAUUUUACAAUGAAGUUGAAUCAGUGUUGGUCAUAUCCUUGGAAGGCAAUGGUCAGAUCGUGAAACAUACUUUACAUUGAUAGACCGUUAGCAUCUGUGAAGGGUUUUAAGUGUUAAUAUAUUUAAAUACAGUUGAUAACAAGCCUUUGAUUUCAACAAGUGCUGAAAAAAUAGUAUCCUAAUGGUGUUAAUUCACCUUCUUCGAGAAAGAUUGUGAGUCAAGGUGUUCAUACAUAUUUGUGUCAAACUAACCUAAAAACGUUUGCCAAAGAAGUUCCGUAAAUGUUUUCUGUUGUUAGAAAUAAUUUGAAAGGAAAUUAACUCCAGUCCAGAUGUCAGAACUGCAUGCUUGAGUCUCCACACCUGAGGAGAAAGAUUUACAGUAUAGUGAGUUCAAUUUGAGUGGCCUUUAUGGCAUUUGCUUUCAAAACUGCAAGUCUUUGCACCUUUGGCCUUAUACAAGCUUUUCCCUUAUUUUCAUUUGGUAUCGCAGAUUUUGCAAAUGGCUGUCACAUUGUAAAAUCAAGUACACCUAUUAUUUUGGUUUUUAAGAAUUGCUCUGCCUUACUUCCCUUUAGCAAACUCUAAUUAUUUUUCCCAUGCUUAGUUGUAUCUGCUCGUGCUGUAGGCUCAAAAGAAAGUUUUUUUCAAUUUUUUUUUUUAAUUAACUACAUUUUCAACAAUUUUAUACUAAAAUAUUUGAACUGCAUACAUUGAAAUAGAGAGCAAAGCAUGCCCUUCGCUAGUCUGUGGUGUGGACCGUUGUAUUUGCACUAAAGCCACUUCCUAUAAAGGUGUGACAUAUAUUGCAGCAGCUUCUUUACAACUCACUGGCCAUGCAGAAUACCUAUAUAUUCUCACCUUUAAUGGAAAAUGGAGAGGAAGUGACUGAGGGGAAAGAUACACACUUGGUUUAAGAGGGAAAAAAAAAAAAAAAAGAGCAGGGAGAUGUUAAGUGAGAACAUUGUCGUAACAUUUUCAAGUAUAUUUGCUAUUUUUCAGCUUAGGACCCAACAGCCAUCAGCUUUCAAGCUUAGAAAAGCUAACUUCUGAAUUUAGUUAAAUCUUGUAGCUUUUUGGUCUAUGUUUAAUUCUGAACUUCAAAGCCACUACAUUUUUCUCUAGUGGCAGUUUUUAAUCAAAUUUCUGUGCAUUCCAUAGAAAGGAUCUUUCAUCUUUGAUUGGAGAUCAACUAGAUGGAAAAGCAGAAUAAUGACAUCCACAGUGAUCUGUUCGAUUCAGAACAUCCUCUUUGCACUCCCAGUCAUCCACUUUUAACUUAAAAGUAACCAGUUAUCUAAUCCAAUCUUUUCUCUGCCUUCUUUCAUUAGACAUACUAGAGGCUGACUUUACCUCCUUGCCUUUCCUCUAGCUAAACACUGAACAUGUAAUUUUAUUGCACUGUCUUACACUCCAUUCCAAGAGAAGCUUACAAACGCAUGGGAAGGCCUGCAAAAGGCACUAUAUGAAGGUAUGUAUUUAGGAAGGCAUAUCAAUGGGAAGGCAGUCUGCAUUUCAUAUGCGUGUUAUGCAACGUCUUCCUCUCCCGCAGUGAUCUUUAAACAGAAGACACGGGGACAAAGGGAAUGUAUCCCACUAGAAACAGUGCUGCCAGUCAGUCAUGCAGACAAGGACUGCCUUCAGAAAAGCCAUUUCAGGCAUAGAUAAAUAGAUGGAUCAAUAUGGGAGGGCCAAAUCACUUGACCUAAGGCAAGAAAAAAUUUGGGGGCAUGCCCCUUUCCUAAAAUGUGAAUCUCUAUUUUCUGUCAUCCAAGGGACAAUGACCAACUUCAAAACAUUUCUGAAAUUAGCCAUGACACUGUUGCCCCUUUAUAAUCUUUCAGAUUACUUAACUCAUAUAAAAUGACUCAAUCUAUACAAACACUGUUUAUGGGUAAUUUUUUUAUUAUCACUGAGGGAGGUGUUCUAAAUGGUUUAAUUGCUGAUUUUGCAGGAAAGGAUGUGAGGACUAGAACAAAUUUUAAAAUACUUACCAUGAGAAAUUUGUAUGAUCUCCUCCUGUGAAAUAAAUUUGUCUCAAUGCUAUAAUACAGUUUCUAGAAAAUAACACACAGUAUAUACCCAGUUUAACUAUCUUAAAAAGGAAGAAAGUAAGUGAAACAGCUCUAAGAUCCUAAAUUCAGACUGUACUUUAAGUUUUUAGGAUAGUCUUAUCACAGCAUUUCAUCCUUACUGAAUCUGAACUAGUAUUUUGCAAAGUUUAUUUUUGUUUUUUAUUACUUCUAAUGGGUUUUUCUCCUGUCCCUAUAGUUUUCCCUGGUUGUUAGUGGUUGGAAGAUACUGCAUCUUAGAAAUAGUAAAAAAAGAAAAUGUGGCAAUUUUAAGUAUGUUUUUUGAUAGCUCAUGCAAUUCCAUUUUAAAAUGUAAAAUCAUCUUAGCUAUGUGUGCCCAUUUUUUAAAUCGGGUCAAGUACACAAUAUGCACUUUAUUUUCAUGUUGAGUACAGAGUAAUAUAAUCUAUUGCCAUGCUGUUAGUACAUCCUAUCUUUGUUAAAAUAAGGGAAUUCUGUAGAUGUUUAUUUCAAGAAAGAACAAAAAUUAGGCAAAAAUGCUCAUGAUGCCUCUGUUCUUGUUUUCAAAUUCAAAUUUGUAUUAAAUACAGAAUUCACAUGGACUUUUACAUCUCUUUUGUGUGCACUGCAUAACAGUUACAAGUUAGUAUUAAAAAUUUCCAUCAAAAAGUUGAACCGGUGCCAUUUAGAAAUCAGAUCUCUUAUAUAAAUACUGUUGCUUGAUUAUUUUUAAAUAUAUACAUAUAUAUAUAGAGAAGUGAUUCAAAUGAGCAAGUAACGGGAAACAAAUUUUAACCAACCUACUGCUAAUUUGUAUUUGGAAUUUUUUCUUGCCAUUUCCUAAUUUUACACUUAUUUUUGCAAAGCAGUUUCAACAGAUUUAUACGUAGUCAUCAUUCUAUUUGUAUAAAAUGAGAAAUAAAGUAUUUUGAAAUGCUAAGAGAUAGCUGAAGAUUCCUGUAUGUCCACGUGCAUCCACAACAUUCACUUACACGUUACAAAGAUGCCUGGUAAGUGGCUCAAGACUUCUUCCGUUACAUUUAAACCCCAUCUUGAAUGACGAGUAAUUUGGAGUAUGCGUUAAGUUUAAGGAGAGACCUUUUUUUGUCCCUUUUUCUUGUUUGUGUUGUGUAAAAGCACUUGUAGUUCUGAUGCGUUUGUCAUUCUGUCUGCAUGAGGCAAUAUUUCUAAGUGUUCUGAGGCAAUGCAUGGUGGUUGCUGUUCCCUGUCUUUUAAUGCCUUCGUUAAAAGUCUGCUCGUAAUAUAUCGAGAAGCUCGUGCUACGUAAGCAAAUGAGUUUGUGAGUUCAACUUUCUUGGUACUGGAUGUUUUCACUGGUAACAAAACUCCACAAAUGAGUUUCUCCUUUCUACCCUCUGCCCUCGCUCCCUGAGUUUUCUCGCUGUUAACCAAUAGUUCUUUAUUAAACAAAGGAAUAUUUUAGCAUUCCAAACCUGGUUCCUGCUUAUGCAAACCCUUACUCACAUGGGCUUCAACUGGACUGUUUGUAAGGACUACUUAUCUGAGCAAUGAUGUGCAAAGUUGGGCACUUUGGAGGAUUGAUACUUAAAUUUGUGAUUUGUGAUUGCAAAGCUGUGACCCAGAACAAGUUUGGAGUUUAUUUUAAAUCAUAUUUUUAUGGUGUUUCUUUAUUGUAGAAUAGAAGCCAUAAAUGCAUUAAUAUUGUUUUUCUAUUUCAACGUAAUUUUUCAUUAAGAUUUUCAGUGUUUGAUAUGUAUGAACCGCUGCAGAAAGCGGUCAGUCUGUAAUAGCAACAUUUGCAUUCAAGGUAAAGUGAGGUUUUACAGCUCCACUAAGCCAUUACUGCUGAAACUGUUGUGGAAAUUAUGAAGCUGCAUGAAUGAAGAUUUUUUGACUCAGUGUUUAUGGUAGUUUCUCAGGUUUAGUUUUAACUGGAUGUUAAAUGCACUGUGUUUUAUAAAUAGUUCUUCUCUUUUAGUAACACGUUCAGUUCUAUGCAGUGUUACAUGUCAUUUGGCAUUUGGUGAAUGUGCAUGUUUUGAACUGCAAAUUUUAAAUGUUUUGUCUUUUAAUUGUUAAAAAAUAAAUAAAC